This is a messenger RNA of Magallana angulata, 2014 nucleotides long. RefSeq names its product gonadotropin-releasing hormone receptor-like. Gene Ontology annotation, cellular component: membrane. The record is from RefSeq and is a predicted model, not a curated record. NCBI's taxonomy places the organism in Eukaryota, Metazoa, Mollusca, Bivalvia, Ostreida, Ostreidae. The coding region runs from base 114 to 1313 and encodes 399 amino acids. Gene Ontology annotation, molecular function: peptide binding; G protein-coupled receptor activity. The transcript has 5 exons. Gene Ontology annotation, biological process: G protein-coupled receptor signaling pathway.
UUGAGAGGGGACGGAUAUUCGAACUCUCUCCGUUUAUACUGUACUCACCGCAAAUUUAAAAACAGUCGGAAAUUUAAGAAAAGAUGGUUAAAAUUUCUGAGAAAUAAAUCGUGAUGAAUUACAGCAUGUCUAGCUUUGCAAUAGGAAACCCACCUGAAGUUCCAUAUAACAGCCACGGGAGUUCUUCAACAGCUCUCACCAAUGUUCUCCUUAACGGGUCGGAACCAAGGCCGAAUAUGACCGGGGACAACGCAUUGUCAACUACCGAGUCCCCAAUGCCCCCAACAUUCCAGGAUAGUUUGGUUAAAACAGUUGUUCUUAUUCUUCUUUUCACCAUUUCAUUCAUUGGAAAUACUGCUACUUUAAUACAAAUGUACCGUGUACGAAAACGGCGCUCUACUAUCAACACUUUAAUAGUGAAUUUGGCGGUUGCGGAUCUAAUAGUUACUUUCUUUUGUAUGGCGGCAGAAGCAGUCUGGGCCCUGACCGUUCAGUGGGUGGCGGGUGUUGCCAUGUGCAAAAUGCUCCGCUUUAUCCAAGGUACCGGUCUGUUGGUCUCCACUUAUAUUACAGUGGUGAUAAGUUUAGACAGAUGCUGUGUGAUCAUUGACCCAAUCAGUCGAAACAAAGCACCACAGAGAGUCCGGAUCAUGAUCAUCAUGUCCUGGUUUUUGAGUGCCUUGUUUAGUAUACCUCAGGCUUUGUUGUUUAGCGUCCACAGAGGUCCCUUUAAAGAAGACUUUUACCAGUGUGUGGACAUCCUCGGAUAUCCUAGUCCUGCCUACAAGAAGCUUUACAACAUAUUCUGCAUGAUUAUUCAGUUCUUCUUGCCUCUGACGUUGAUGAUCAUAGCUUACGGCCUGAUCUUCUUCACCAUAUCCAGAAAGUCAAAAGAAUUCGGAGAACCUGAAAAUGUCUCCAAUUCAUCUGACCAACGAGAACACAGUGGACGGAGCCACGUGCGCAGUGGUCUUUUGCGCAAGGCAAAACGGAAAGCACUACGCAUGUCUCUCUUUAUCGUCAUAGCGUUUUUUGUUUGCUGGUUGCCAUAUUACGUCGUUUUCACAGGAUUCGCAUUCGGACAUUGGACUUCAUUAGACCCAUCCCUUAUGAGUGGAUUGACCUUCGUGGGGUUAACAAACUCAAUAUUAAACCCCAUAAUUUAUGGUGCAUUCCAACUUUGCAAGGUGCCUAAUAAUCCAAGGGAACACGUUCCGGUGUUUGGUGCUGGAAAAAAGAAAACGUACCAGGUAUUAUCCUUAGAGCCACCGGCAUAUGUCGGAACCCAGCGAACCAACAUCACUGCCGUGUAAGUCACCGGUCUACCAAACGAACCUCGCUUCGGUCACGAUAAGCGGUAAAGCCCGAACCCGAGGCUUUGAGGCCAAGGGAAACACGAACCCGAUGCUCAGCAAUUACCCGACUUGUCGUCCAUAAUUCUGAUGAAAAAUAUGGCUUGUUGUUUAUGUAACAUUCCGAUUCUUUCAAUGAAUUGCAACUGGUGAGGACACAGGCACCACAUUAUUUAUAUAUCCAGACACAUCAAAUAUUAUACCCUCUACCUAAUAAUGCACAAGGUACUCAUCGCGUCCAUCUUGGAAUUAUUCAAAACUGUCACAUCAGUUAAAUUAUUUUGCGAUCCUCUCCGUCUCCCGAACGGUCAUUCAACAUCUAAGCUAACAACAGAUUAAACAUCGCCCCUCAAUUUGCAUCUACUGCCUUAGAUAUGCGACAAAAAAGGCUGAAGGGGGGGGGGGGGGGGGCCGAAGUUGACAUAAUUGCGUCAUACUUUGAAUAAUCCCAUCCAAAUGUAGCACUGAUACGAAUAUUGAAAAAGGCGUCGCUUUUGAAUUCGAUCAACAUACAAGUUAAAAUUAAGGAAAUGGAUAAUAUAAACUUUUAAUACACAAAGUUUAUUUAACGAUGUUUAUAAUUGCAUAUUUUUUGAAUAUUGACACAGACACACGAUGCAGGGGAGUCUCAUUUUCAUAUAGGCCAUGCGUGGAUCCAGAAA